Molecule: messenger RNA, 7090 nt
Organism: Aaosphaeria arxii CBS 175.79
Lineage: Eukaryota; Fungi; Ascomycota; Dothideomycetes; Pleosporales
Product: putative polyketide synthase
Exons: 2
Coding region: 160-7083 (2307 amino acids)
Biological process (GO): secondary metabolite biosynthetic process; fatty acid biosynthetic process
Molecular function (GO): 3-oxoacyl-[acyl-carrier-protein] synthase activity; phosphopantetheine binding; fatty acid synthase activity
Source: RefSeq, a predicted model, not a curated record
CUCUAUUCUGUCAGAGUACCUGAGCAUAUACAUCAUACUAUAAUAUCCCGUUACUGUUGAUUACACGCCUACUCGUCAUCAAAAAGUCCGUAUUUUGCGACCUCAUCUUUGCAAACCUUCACGUCUUCCACUAUCACAUUUCACAUCAAAGAUAUCAGAAUGUCAAUUUCAAUGCUACCGGAAUCUUUGAACCAUGCCUGCAAGGCCAACGGCUUCGUCUUUGGCGGCCACAUCGGUCCCCAAACCAAGAAAACGCUGGCGAAGGAAGCCCGUCAGAUCUUGGACGGUGCCAACGCAAAAUGGAUACUCGAUGCUCUGGCCAGCAUGCCCCAAUACUGGGAUGCCAUGGUACAGAAGAUCCCCGAGAUGACGGGCACAAUGGAUGGCGCUAAACUUCUGGCCCAUCUCGAGUCGUGGUUGAGAUUGGGUGACCAGUCUGAGGACCAGAUAGAACCGGAUCAGGAAAUUCCUGAUAUUUGGAUUGGUUUUAUGAUGAUUGCGAUUCAACUCGAUCAGUACUGGCGCUACCUGGAAUUCCGAUUCGACGGCGAGGCUGGACAGCCCAUCGACGACCUGCAAGCUGAAGUGGUGAAAGUUGCGGGCAGCGGCAAAAUCGAGACGGUGGGCUUCUGCGCUGGAAUGAUCGCUGCUGUCGCAGUAGCAAGCUCCCACAAUCGACAGGAGUUCGAGAGGUUCGGUGCCACCGCACUGCGCAUCGGUGUCAUGAUGGCUGCUCUGGUGGGCGCCACUGAGGAAUGGAGUAAGAGCAAGGGAAAAGGAGGAUCUGUCUCUUUGGCGACUGCGUGGAGGACAACUAAGCAAGGCGCCGAUAUGGCGCGUAUUGUUUCCACCAUGUCGCCCGACGCCUAUAUCUCUGUGCUGUUCGAUGAUUCCCGAGCUACCAUCACCACCCAGGAGCGCAUUGCACGUAAGCUUGUAAGACAGCUUCGCGCAGUAGGUGUAACUGCAAUCCCCCUUGCCUUCAAAGGCAAACUGCACACCCCAGGUGAAGAGCGCGCACGCCAUACCGAAGCAUUGAUCGAAAUAUGCCGUUCCAUGCCUGAGCUGCAAUUUCCCGACGCUGCCAAUCUCGCAUUGCCGACUUAUCUUGACCACCCCGAGGGCAAGUCGGUUUCAUGUGAGGAAACCAACUUGGUCGACAAAGUAUUGCGAUCUAUUCUUACGAGUCAAUUGAACUGGUCCAGCACCGUCUCAAAACUUGCGGCUAACAGUGACAACGUCUCGCUCAUUGCCUUCGGCCUCGACCGUCCCAUGGGACCUACGAUUGUACGCGCCAUGGGCCAAAAGCAAGUGCAAUUCGAAGAGAUCGAAGAACAGAUCCCUAAGCGUGCCCGACUGUCACCCACAACCUCCAGUGCCCCGAAACAGACUUCUGCCCCAGAGCCAAAGUCCCCCAGCGUAGAGGCAGAGGACGAGCCUGAAGACGCGAUUGCUAUCGUCGGCAUGUCUCUCAAGGUCGCUGGCGCUGAUGACCUUGGUGAGUUCGAAGAGAUGCUCAAGGAAGGGAAGUCGCAGCACCAGGUCAUCACCAAAGAUCGCAUGACGCACGACAUGCUCUUCCGCGAGGGCGCUGAUGCCGACCCAAAUAGGAAGUGGUUUGGUAAUUUCAUGCGUGACGCCGACGGGUUCGACCACAAGUUCUUCAAGCGCAGUCCGCGCGAGGCGAUGGCCAUCGAUCCUCAGGGGCGUCUCUCCAUGCACGGCGCAUACCAGGCGGUCGAACAGUCUGGAUAUUUCAAUGAAAUGUCGACCAUUACUGCGGCUGAGCAGGAGAGGCGGAAGCAGGUAGGCUGCUACGUCGGACUCUGCUCUUUCGAGUAUGAGAUCAACACCAUCUGCCAUCCAGCUACUGCAUUCACAGGCACCGGGAGUCUAAGGAGUUUCAUUUCUGGUAGAAUGUCACAUUAUUUCGGAUGGACUGGCCCAGCACUCACUGUAGAUACGGCAUGCUCGUCGUCGACCGUCGCUCUCCACACUGCUUGUCGCGAUCUGAUCAAUGGCGAAGUCAGAGCGGCGCUCUGUGGCGGUGUUAACGUCUUGACCAAUCUACAGUGGACGCAAAACCUCAACGCCGGCGGCUUUAUCAGCUCCUCGGGACAAUGCAAACCUUUUGACGCUGACGCUGACGGGUACUGCCGUGGGGAUGGCAUAGCAUAUGUCUUCCUGAAGAAGCUCUCCACUGCAAAGGCCGACGGUAACAUGAUCUUGGGGACCAUCCGCGCCACCGGUAUCAAUCAGAACCUCAACUCGACGCCAUUGUUCGUUCCGAAUGUGCCUUCGCUUUCGACCCUCUUCAAGGACGUCAUCAAAAAGGCCCAAGUGCAACCACGUGAAAUUUCCCUUGUCGAAUGCCACGGCACUGGCACACCCGUUGGAGAUCCCGCGGAGUACGAGAGUGUGCGUCUGGCUGUUGGUGGUGACUUGCGUGACGACGUUGUACCCAUUGGUUCGGUCAAGGGUCAUGUCGGCCACACAGAAGGUGCUGCUGGUCUCAUUUCCCUCAUCAAGGUGCUCACGAUGAUGCGAGAAGGAUUCAUUCCUGCCCAGGCUAGCUUCAACAAGAUGAACCCUCACAUCCAUGCGCAGCCAUCGGACAAAAUGGAGGUUGUCACGACACCACGACCCUGGAAAGGGGAUCGGAAGUACGCCCUCAUUAACAACUACGGCGCCUGCGGAUCGAAUGCCAGCUUGGUACUCUCCCACACGGCUUGCAAGCCUUCCAUAUCUCCCGUAUCCGCCCCAUCAGCACCACGACUCCCUUUCUGGAUCUCAGGCCUCGACCAUCGCAGCAUCGCAGCGUACAGCAGAGUACUAGCUCCCUACCUAAGCUCUCGCGCCGGGCCUGAGGAAGGUCAAGCAACGCUCGCUGAUGUGUCGUUCAAUAUGAAACGGCAGUCGAACCCUAAUUUACCCCAGGCAAUGAUAUUCAGUUGCAAUUCACUGGCCGAGCUACAGGAUAAGCUUUCGGGUGCCUCUGACAGCAUGGGUGUGGGCCUUGCUCCCACCAAACCGGAACGGCCCGUCGUCCUCUGUUUUGGCGGACAGGUCUCCACUUUCGUGGGGUUGGACCCUACACUCUACCACGGUGUCACCGUCUUGCGCCGGUAUAUUGAUGAGUGCAACGACGCUAUCACGUCCCAAGGCCUUGACAGUAUCUUGCCAGAUAUAUUCUCAUGUCAACCUGUUCAGGAUGUCGUCAAGCUUCAGCUUUGUCUCUUUGCUAUGCAAUAUGCGUCGGCCAAAACCUGGUUAGAUUGUGGUCUCGCUGAGAAGGUGGUUGCGGUCGUUGGCCACAGCUUCGGUGAAAUCACAGAACUCUGCGUAUCAGGUGUGCUCAGUCUCGAGGAUACCGUAAAGCUCAUUGCCGGCCGGGCCAAGCUUGUCAAGAAUUGCUGGGGAUCUGAUUCUGGUGCUAUGAUGGCGGUCGAGGCUGACGAGGAGGUUGUCCACGAUCUUUUGAAGGAUGCGAACCUUUCAUCCGACGGUUCGGCUAGCAUUGCCUGCUACAACGGCCCUCGCAGCUUCACUCUCGCAGGUUCGACUGAAGCUAUCGAGGAAGUAGCCAAAAUUCUGGAGGACGGUAGCAAAUUCCAAGGCGUCAGGAGCAAGCGCCUUAACGUUACCAAUGCCUUCCACUCGUCCCUGGUACAGCCUCUUGUAGCCGACUUGGGCGAGAUUGGCAAGACACUGACAUUUAAUGACCCCGUCAUACCGAUCGAAAGCGCCACAGAGCACGAAGUUGGAGCGCCCUUGGACUGGAGCUUUGUCGGUUCCCACAUGCGGCAACCAGUCUUCUUCAACCACGCUGUCCAACGCCUAGUCAAAAAGUACCCCCAAGCCAUCUUUCUUGAGGCCGGUUCCAAUUCGACCAUCACCAUCAUGGCAUCUCGUGCACUCGCGGCUGCAGGACUCACCACUCCCGAGUCUCACCACUUUCAGUCCGUCUCCAUUACUAACACCACCAAGGGGAUGGAUGGGCUCACAGAUGCAACUGUCAGUCUCUGGAAGCAGGGUCUACGUGUAAACUUCUGGGCACAUCACACGACGCAGACUGACAACUACGCGCAACUUCUUCUUCCACCCUACCAGUUCGAAAGAUCGCGCCAUUGGCUUGAGGUUAAGUCACCUUUGGAGCAGGCCAAGAAAAUUGCUCAGAAGAUGAUCGAAGACGGGGCUGUGGUUGCAAAAUCCACACAGAUGGCCCCCGACGCACAGGAAGGACUUAAGAGCCUUGGACCAUGGACAUUUAUGGGCUUCCAGAACGGCGGCAGCGAGAAGAAACCCACGAAGCUUGCCCGCUUCCGGAUCAACACUACUUCUGCUAAAUAUCAAAGCUUGUUCGCUACCCAUGUCAUCGCCCAGACAGCUCCCAUUUGCCCCGCUACUCUUGAGAUUGAUAUGGCCAUCGAGACUCUCUAUAGCUUGAACCAAGACUGGAAAGCGAAUGGUUUUUCGCCUAUCGUACGGGACAUGCUCAGCCAUUCACCCAUCUGCGCCGACUCUACGCGUACCUUCUAUCUCGAUCUCGAGCCAGUCAACAAAGCCGAGACGGAAUGGCGUUUUAUGAUCCACAGUGUCAGUAACUCGAGUUCCGGCCACCCAGACAAACACGCCGAGGGACGUAUCACAAUGUCCAGCCCCUCUGCGCCGGCAUUCACUCGGGAAUUCUCACGGUACGAGCGAGUUGUCAACUACGCCCAGUGCGAAUCCGUUUUGAACUUGGGACCCGGCGACGAAGGCGUCGAUGCACUCCAGGGCCGCAACGUGUACCGCGCCUUCAAGGAAGUCUGCGACUUUGGGCCCGUGUACGAAGGUGUAAAGUACGUGGUGGGCCGCGAUGGCGAGAGUGCUGGUAUUGUGCGCAAGCGACAUACCGGCGACACCUGGCUCGAUGUACCCAAAGCCGAUUCCUUCGGGCAGGUUGCAGGCAUGUAUGUCAACCUACUCACCGAUCUUCCUGCCAGCGACAUGUUUGUCGCUACUGGUCUUGAGAUGGUUAUGCGUUCGCCCAAGAUCCAGACUGUGACCGACGGCAAGGAACACGGCUCUGGUGUUUGGCAUGUGCUCGCUCGCCACCAGCGCGAAAACGAGAAAUCGUUUACCACAGAUGUCUUCAUCUUCGACGCAGAAACGCGCACCCUCGCUGAGGUCAUCUUAGGACUUCGCUACGUCCGCAUCGCCAAAGCAACGAUGAGCAAGAUUCUGGCGCGCACGACUGCAGACAAAUCGUUUGUCAGGGGCACCGCGCCAUCAUUUCCCCCUUCUGCACCCCAAAUUCGCCAGGAGGCUGCUAAUUCUCCUAUGCCACGAGAGGUUCGGCCUAGGAUUAUGGAAAAGUCCGAGAACAAGCAGCCUAAGUCUGUCGGUGGUGCAUACGACAUCACGGACGAUGUGCGCAACAUUGUCGCCAAUGUUUCCGGCAUCGACGUCAGCGAGUUCAAGCUUGACAGUGAAUUGGCCGAUCUAGGCAUCGAUUCAUUGAUGGGCAUGGAGUUAGCACGCGAGAUCGAGAACACCUUCAAAUGUACGCUCGAUCAGAAUGAGCAGAUGAAGGCUACCAGUAUUCGUCAAUUUGUCGACUGUGUCAAGAGUGCCGUGGCACAGACCCAGAGUGUGCCGAACGGGCAACAGCAGGAUAGUGAUGAAGAUGAUGACGAGAGUAGUAUCAACGACAAUGUGUUCACGGAUCAGAGCGACGACGCAUCUUCCGUCAUCUCUUUCUCUGACUCCGUAUCGCACGGUUCCAUCAAAAGUGCAGUGGAAGCAGCAGCAAAAACAAAUACUGUGCUUAGGAAGACGGAUGUGGCUGCACGAGCGGCAGAGGCAGUACGGCUAACGAACCUGUAUACAGCAGGAUGGGAAUCGCCAGGACUGAAGGCAGCGGAGCACCGUACAGCCAGCAACCGUCCCUCCAGUAAUGUUGGUCCCGCGGUCAUCGUAACUGGCGCUUCUGGUAGUUUGGGGGCUCAUCUUGUCCAGGCUCUCGCCGAGCGUGAAGAUGUCUCGCAUGUUGUGUGCAUGAAUCGCCCAGUCAGCAAUGUGGCCGCGAGGAAGAGACAACUUGAUGCUCUGACCACGCGAGGCAUCGAACUGUCUCCUACCGCGUUGGCCAAAUUGCGAGUAUAUGACACUGACACUUCGAAGCCUCAGCUCGGUCUUCCGGCCCAGGAGUUCACCUGGCUAGUCGAGCACGGUACCCAUCUCAUUCAUAAUGCCUGGCCUAUGAGUGCAAUACGGCCUCUCAGGGCCUUCGAACCCCAAAUUAAGACUAUGAGGAAUCUACUCGAUCUUGCGCGCGACAUGGCCAUAAGCGCGGCGCCCCGUAAGAUUGGAUUCCAGUACGUCUCAUCUAUCGGGGUGGUUGGCUUCUCCGGUGAGCGGGUCGAUGUUCCGGAACAAUUUGUUCCAAUGGACUCGGUCAUCCCAAGUGGUUACAAUGAGGGCAAAUGGGUAUGUGAGCGGAUGCUAGACGAGACUAUGCGCCGGCACCCCCGUCUCUUCCGCGCGUCUGCUUGCCGCCCAGGUCAGAUCUCAGGGUCUACCAAGAGCGGUGUUUGGAACCCAGUCGAACACUUCCCAUUUAUCCUCAAGAGCGCUCAGGCACUGAAAUCCUGGCCAGAUCUGCCAGGUACGCUGCAUUGGCUUCCCGUCAACAAAUCCGCUGCCGUCAUGGUCGACCUGCUCAAACUCGAUUGCUACGCGGACAUAUCGGAACCAGAUGCCCACCCAGUCUACCAUAUCGACAACCCUGUCGGCCAGCCAUGGAACAAAAUGUCGUCCAUUCUCGCUCCUGCCUUGAGCAUUUCUCCAGAGAACAUUGUCCCCUUCGAGGAAUGGGUAAGGCGUGUUCGCGAGUCCAAUCUCCCCGACUCAGAAAAUCCUGCCGCCCGCGCCAUUGCAUUCCUAGAGCAACACUUCCGCCGCAUGGCUACAGGCGGUAUCGUUCUUGACACUACGAUGGUCAGCCAGCAUUCUCCGACUAUGGCUGCUGAGGGACCGGUCCCUGAUGUGGUCGUCAUGUCAUAUAUCAAAGCGUGGAAGGAGAUGGGGUUUUUGCAGUAGAUACCGC